This is a messenger RNA of Nerophis lumbriciformis (worm pipefish), 2607 nucleotides long. NCBI's taxonomy places the organism in Eukaryota, Metazoa, Chordata, Actinopteri, Syngnathiformes, Syngnathidae. The record is from RefSeq and is a predicted model, not a curated record.
AUGUCCGCUCGAAUGUUAAAGCUGGUCACGGCACGCCUAUCGCCUAGGAGGCAUUUUGGCCCGCUUGCUCUUCUUCAGUCUCGGCGGACGUUCGGCUGCACGGCGACAAGGCGACAGGAGCAAAGCGACGCGUUGGGCAAACGAUGGAAGGACACGGCCGAGACGGUUGUCAUCGGAGGGGGUUGCGUGGGCGUCAGCGUGGCCUACCACCUGGCCAAAAGCGGCAUGAAGGACGUUGUGCUGCUGGAAAAGUCUGAACUGACCGCAGGUUCCACUUGGCACGCGGCUGGGUUAACCACCUAUUACCACCCUGGCAUCAACCUAAAAAAAGUCCACUACGACAGCAUUAAGCUGUACGAGCAGCUGGAAGCAGAGACCGGACAGGCUGUGGGCUUCCACCAGCCAGGCAGCGUUCGGAUUGCCUCGACAGCCGCCCGCGUGGACGAGAUGAGGUACCAGAUGACUCGCACCCACUGGCACGUGACGGAGCAGUACAUGAUCGGGCCCGAGAAGGUCCAGGAGCUCUUUCCUUUGCUCAAUAUGGAUAAGGUCUUGGCCGGACUGUACACCCCGGGAGAUGGCCACAUCGACCCAUACUCUCUGACCAUGGCGCUGGCGGCGGGCGCUCGCAUGUAUGGCGCCCAAAUCUACAACCCCGCCCCCGUCACAGGACUCACGCCCACAUCUGACGGCAAAUGGGACGUGCAGACGCCUCACGGCACUAUCAGGGCCAAUCGUGUCGUCAAUGCCACAGGUUUCUGGGCCCGUGAGGUGGGGAAGUUAAUUGGCUUUGACCAUCCAACCAUUCCAGUCCAUCACCAGUACGUCGUGACAGCGACCGUGCCGGAGGUAAAGGCUCUGAAAAAGGAGCUCGCCGUCAUCCGAGACCUGGAGGGCUCUUACUACCUGCGCCAGGAAAGAGAUGGCCUUUUGUUCGGGCCUUAUGAAAAGAUGGAGAAGAUGGUGCUGCAAGACUCUUGGGUUAGAGACGGCGUACCCCCAGGUUUUGGAAAGGAGCUGUUUGAAUCUGACCUGGAUCGGAUCAUGGAGCACGUGGAAAUGGCCAUGGAGAUGGUCCCCGUGCUAAAGAAAGCAGAUAUCAUCAAUAUUGUAUCCGGCCCGAUCACGUACACCCCGGACCUGCUGCCAAUGGUCGGACCGCAUCAAGGAAUUCGGAACUACUGGACCGCCAUCGGAUUCGGAUAUGGAGUGAUCCAUGCCGGCGGUGUUGGGAAAUUCCUGAGCGACUGGAUUAGAAAUGGCGAGCCUCCUUACGACCUGAUUGAGUGCGACCCCAACCGUUACUCGAGCUGGGUCGACGUGCCCUUCCUUUGCGCCAAAGCCAGAGAAUCCUAUGGCUUUAAUAAUGUGGUCGGCUACCCCAAGGAGGAGCGCUUCGCCGGACGACCGACCUACCGGAAGAGUGGCGUUUACGAUCUUCUCCAGGACAAAGGCUCCAUGGGCUUCCAUGCCGGCUGGGAACAACCCCAUUGGUUCUACAAACCGGGAGACGAAACCGGAUACAAACCCAGUUUCAGACGCACGAACUGGUUCGAACCUGUCGGUCGAGAGUGCAAACUGGUGAUGGAGAAGGUGGGAGUAAUAGACCUGAGCCCUUUCGGCAAAUUCACCGUGAGAGGCAAGGACUCUCUCAAGUUACUGGACCGCCUGUUCGCUAACACCAUGCCCAAGGUGGGUCAGACAAACAUCAGCCACAUGUUGACACCCACCGGGAGAGUCUAUGCCGAGGUCACGAUCACCCAGUUAACGCCUGGAGAGUUUUUGCUCAUUACCGGCUCGGGAUCGGAGCUACAUGACCUCAGGUGGAUAGAAACGGAAGCGGCCGUCGGCGGCUACGACGUCGACAUCGUCAACGUGACGGAAGAAAUUGGCGUGCUGGGGGUCGCCGGGCCAAAUUCUCGGAAGGUCCUUCAGAAGCUCACCCAAGAGGACAUGAGUCAUUCGGCCUUUAAAUUUCUCCAGUGCAAGUUCAUCCAAUUGGCCGGUGUUUCGCUGCGAGCCAUCAGGAUCUCUUAUACAGGCGAACUAGGAUGGGAGCUGUACAUUGACCAGAAGGACAUGGCGACGGUGUACCAGGCCAUCAUGGAAGCGGGACGAGAGGAAGGCAUCGACAACUUCGGCACCUACGCCAUGGCUUCCCUCCGGCUGGAGAAGGGCUUCAGAGGAUGGGGAGCUGAGAUGAACUGUGACACCAACCCACUGGAAGCGGGCUUAGACUAUUUCAUCAAACUCAACAAGCCGGCGGACUUCAUCGGCAAGGCGGCACUUCAGGAGAUAAAAGCCAAGGGCCUGAAGAGGAAGUUGUCUUACCUCGCGGUGGAGACGGACGACAUUGACCCGGAAGGCAAUGAGACUGUGUGGCACCAAGGCGAGGUGGUCGGCAAUACCACGUCGGGGGCUUACAGCUACAACGGCCGGCACAGCCUGGCGUUCGCCUACCUCCCUGUGGGGCUCUCCUCAGUGGGCCAGAAGGUGGAGGUGGAGUUGCUGGGAAAGAAAUACCCAGCCUCGGUAAUCCAGGAGCCACUGAUGCUCACCGAGCCUACACGGACUCGCCUGCAGAACAAAGCCAAGAGCAAAGCUUAA